UUAAGUUUUAAAGUACAGAAUCCUAGCAUUUUGCCACCAAAACCAUAUUUUUAUUUUCUUUUGCCACAAAAUUCAGUGCAUGCAUGGAAGAACCAAAUACUAGCGGCAGUCAUGGUGGCGGUGCUGCCACCUCUGUCUACCGAGGGGUCCGCAAGAGAAAAUGGGGGAAAUGGGUGUCGGAAAUCCGAGAACCCGGGACGAAAACCCGGAUUUGGUUGGGCAGUUUCGAGACUCCGGAAAUGGCCGCUGCCGCCUACGACGUGGCGGCGCUUCAUUUCCGUGGCCGAGAUGCCAGGCUUAACUUCCCUCAGUUGGUCAAUAGUUUGCCUAAGCCGUUGAGCUCAAAUCCCGAUGACGUACGCAUGGCAGCACAUGAGGCUGCUUUGCGUCUAAGAAGUAGUAGUGCUUCUCCGGUGGUGGCGGACGUGGCGGAUUACGGCGGUAGCAGCUCCGGCUCGAACAUGGGACCAAUCACCGUAAGGUUGUCUCCUAGCCAAAUUCAGGCGAUCAACGAGUCGCCGUUGGAUUCGCCGAAGAUGUGGAUGCAAAUGGCUGAGGCUCUAACGAUGGAGGAGUCGCUGAUGUUCUCCAAUGAGACUAAUGAAGAGAACGAGUGGGAGGAUAUGCAAAAUGAAUCUCUUUGGGAUCCUUAAUUAGGUAAAGUCCAAAAAAAAAAAAAAAAAUGACAACCAUUAUAAUAUGGAUAUAAAAUAUAAGUUUGACUUCUAUUUUACUUAGGGAACGUAGUGUCACACAUCUUUUAUGAAAAAAAUAAAAAAUAAAAAAUAAAAAACGCAGUGUCACACAUAGGUACACUUGAAUUAAAAUUAAUGCGUUAUUGAAAUUAACUAAUUUGGUGAUCAAAGAAUAUUGAGAUUUGUAGGUUGAAAUGAAGUCUUAUUAUUAUUAUUAUUAUUAUUAUUAUUUUGGAGAAUAAUUUAGUUUGAUUGUUUGCUACCAAUAUUCAUAUCAAGAUUGGAGUGGCAUUUAUAGGGUUUGCCAUGGAUCUAAAUAAUGUACUUGCAGCAGAUUUAAAAUGAUUCUGUUUGAUGGAAUAGUGGCAGAUAGUGGGCCUUUUUGGUUUUUUGGGGGAGGCCCAUUUGUACUCUGAUUAUCUCUUUAGGGGGCCAAGAAUCUAAGAUUGUUUGCUCCAUUUUACUCAGCUAUUCAAAAGGGUGUGUAAUAGUAUUUGCAUUUUGAAUGAUCAGUGUAUUUU
This is a messenger RNA of Ziziphus jujuba (common jujube), 1216 nucleotides long. RefSeq names its product ethylene-responsive transcription factor ERF021. The transcript has a single exon. The record is from RefSeq and is a predicted model, not a curated record. NCBI's taxonomy places the organism in Eukaryota, Viridiplantae, Streptophyta, Magnoliopsida, Rosales, Rhamnaceae. Gene Ontology annotation, biological process: regulation of DNA-templated transcription. Gene Ontology annotation, molecular function: DNA binding; DNA-binding transcription factor activity. The coding region runs from base 84 to 653 and encodes 189 amino acids.